Molecule: messenger RNA, 228 nt
Organism: Symbiodinium pilosum
Lineage: Eukaryota; Dinophyceae; Suessiales; Symbiodiniaceae
Source: the annotation of a GenBank genome assembly
GUGGGAGGAGCUCCCUAUCGGCUUAGUUGAGAGCAUCCUACGCCAGGACUACCUGCCCAUCACCUCUGAGGCAGAGGUUUUGACCUUGAUCGCCAAGUGGAUAGGCAGUCGACAGCGAAGGGAGGAGGAUGUGACUCGUUUGUUGCGCUCGUUCCGCAAGGGCGACAGCGUGCGAGUUCGAAUCUCCGACAUGGCAGCCUUGAUGGGUGCUCUCGGCACCGUCACCCA